Synchiropus splendidus (mandarinfish) is the source of this 2434-nucleotide messenger RNA. RefSeq names its product carbonic anhydrase Xa (gene ca10a). Lineage: Eukaryota; Metazoa; Chordata; Actinopteri; Syngnathiformes; Callionymidae. The record is from RefSeq and is a predicted model, not a curated record. Gene Ontology annotation, molecular function: carbonate dehydratase activity; zinc ion binding. The coding region runs from base 474 to 1460 and encodes 328 amino acids. The transcript is spliced from 9 exons.
AGUCCCAUCACUCGCAGGCUGGUACGCAGGAGGUGUGGACUUUCUCACUUGCAGAGGUGAUUCGCUCUCACUCCGCAAACUCCGGCUGCUGUUCUCUGCUCUCCUCUCAGAACCAGACUGGAUCCAGCGACCAUGUGUGACUUCUCCUGAGAGGACGGGACGCGUGCGCUCUAGCAUGGAUGGAUGCAUGACUGUGGAAUAAUACCGUCAGCUGAGGAGCUUUUUUGCGUGGAAAUCAUUCAUCUGGAUCUUUAAAUGGUUUAGCGGGGUGUCGAGGACGGAGUAAGCAGAGCUGUUCACCCUUGGCUCGUCACCUGCUAUGCUGGUGCUUUGGAGCAGAAUACCUGGUGGAAGGUGUGCAGCUGGAUCCCGCCGGGGAGGACAGGGGAACUGAGAAAAAAGAACCUUCAUCGCUUCUUUCGUUUAGUUUUCAAUCCAAACAGCGGCCAAUGUUCGUGUAAUGAGGACAGAGAAUGGAUAUAAUUUGGGAAAUACUAAUCCUCCUUCAAACCAAUUGGAUUGUCUGCAUAUCAGCACAACCGAAUCUGCCAAAGAUUCACGAGGGAUGGUGGGCGUACAAGGAGGUGGUGCAGGGGAGCUUUGUUCCUGUGCCGUCGUUCUGGGGACUGGUAAACUCGGCCUGGAACCUGUGCUCUGUGGGGAAGCGGCAGUCCCCGGUCAAUAUCGAGACCAGUCACAUGAUCUUUGACCCUUUCCUUACGCCUAUGAAGCUGAACACGGGCGGACACAAGGUCGGUGGCACGAUGUACAACACAGGCCGCCAUGUCUCUCUGCGACUGGACAAGGAGCAUCUGGUGAACAUCUCUGGGGGCCCGAUGACGUACAGCCAUCGUCUGGAGGAGAUCCGGCUACACUUUGGCAGCGAGGACGGUCAGGGCUCUGAACACCUGCUGAAUGGACAGGCGUUCUCUGGAGAGGUUCAACUGAUCCACUACAAUCAUGAGCUGUAUACAAAUUACACGGAAGCUGCUAAGAGCCCCAACGGUCUGGUGAUAGUGUCCAUAUUCAUGAAGAUUGCUGAGACGUCAAAUUCAUUCCUGAAUCGAAUGCUGAAUAGAGACACAAUUACAAGAAUAACAUAUAAAAACGAUGCAUAUCUCCUGACAGGCCUGAACAUUGAGGAAAUUUACCCUGAGACCAGUAGCUUCAUCACGUACGACGGAUCGAUGACCAUCCCGCCAUGUUUUGAGACGGCCACAUGGAUCCUGAUGAACAAACCGGUGUAUCUCACCCGCAUGCAGAUGCACUCCCUGCGGCUGCUGAGCCAGAACCAGCCAUCUCAGAUCUUUCUGAGCAUGAGCGACAACGUUCGCCCCAUCCAACCGCUGAACAACCGCUGCAUUCGUACCAACAUUAACUUCAGCAUGCAAGGCAAAGAUUGCCCCAAUAAUCGGGCCCAGAAGCUGCAGUACCGAGUGAACGAGUGGUUGUUGAAGUAGCCCCCCGUUGGACGUGCGCAUGUUGGAACGAGGCACCACCAUGGAAUAGCAGAAUGUCUUGGAACCGGGCUUUAAGCUGCAUCUCAUUUAAGAUUAUUUCAUCGCAUUGUAAAAAGGACAAAUGACUCUGAACUCAGAAACGGAACUUUGUGUCAUCAAGCAAAGAGACCCUUGUUUUCAUACACUAAAAACCUCCCCUCCUAACCCCACCUCUCACAUGCUUAACAAGCCCCCACUGUACGCAUACAUCUAUAGAGACAUUUUGAUACCAGUUUUGGGGGAAGUACGAAGGUAAGAUGCAAAAGAAAAAAAGAAAAACACAAGGAAGCAUUUAUGUGAGCCUCUUAACCGGAGAAUGGUGGACUAAAAAGUCUGUAAAUAAAGAUGUUGCUGUUAUUUGAAAAUCCAAGAUUUACGUCACUGCCUGCAACAUGAUGGUUCACGAACGGAGGUCAACGGAGGACAUUCCACCACAACCAAGGAGUUCAGCAGGAUGGAAUAACGGCCUUAUACCCCGUCAUUUUCCAAAAGUCAUGUCAUGGGAAGCCAAUAUUUAAAAGCCUCCCACAGCCUUGUGGCUUUAUCUCAUUUGUACAUAUCCUAAUUAUUAAUACUAAAGAGAAAUGUAAAGAAAAGACAUGGAUUAUCAUUCAAAAGAUAUAUUAAGAGGAGUUUUAAAAAAAUAAUUUUGAACAGCUUGGUACACUUUUGGAACGGUUCUGUCUGAGCUGAUGCCUUUUCUUCUGUUUUAUGGUCAUACACUGUGUUUCGGUAUUUGUCAUCAGCCCAAUAAAUGUGUCUGGAAAGUUCACUUUAACAAUGCUUCACCUAUAUGAGGAAAUUACUGUAUCUGUACUUGUUUUGUACCUUCCCAUAUUAAAUGUGUUGAAACGUUAAAGCUCAUGACCGUAUUGAUGGACACGUUCAGGAUCAGGAUUUCUGCCACUGUCAUGAUUGUUGCAGGGUUUCAAGAG